Messenger RNA from Lemur catta (Ring-tailed lemur), 3116 nucleotides. It is a transcript of the gene MKRN1, whose product is annotated as makorin ring finger protein 1. The record is from RefSeq and is a predicted model, not a curated record. Bases 214 to 1620 code for a protein of 468 amino acids. The transcript is spliced from 8 exons. Gene Ontology annotation, molecular function: metal ion binding; ubiquitin protein ligase activity. Lineage: Eukaryota; Metazoa; Chordata; Mammalia; Primates; Lemuridae. Gene Ontology annotation, biological process: protein polyubiquitination.
ACCAAUCAGCGGCGCGGGGGCGGGCCGCGGGCGCGCACGUUCCUGGGCCGCAGCUCUAGUAGCCGGAGCGCAAGGAGACGCGGCGCGGGGCCGGCGGGGACAGAGCGGGCGCCUCGGUCUCCUUCCCUCUCCUCGCCGCCUUCUCUCCGCUGCCGGACCGGAACUAUGCGAUCCCGGAAGUUCCGGGGCCAUUGCUGUGUGGGAUAAACAGUAAUGGCGGAGGCUGCGGCUCCCGGAACAACAGCCACAACAUCAGGAGCAGAAGCGGCAGCGGCGGCGGUGGCAGCGGCCUCCCCCACCCCUCUCCCCACAGUCGCCGCCCCGUCCCCGGGGGCGGGCGUAGGGGGCGGCGGCAGCGACGGCAGCGGCGGCGGCUGGACUAAACAGGUCACCUGCAGGUAUUUUAUGCACGGGGUUUGUAAAGAAGGAGAUAACUGUCGGUACUCGCAUGAUCUCUCUGACAGUCCGUAUGGUGUAGUGUGCAAGUAUUUUCAGCGAGGGUACUGUAUUUAUGGAGACCGUUGCAGAUAUGACCAUAGCAAGCCAUUGAAACAGGAAGAAGGAACUGCUACAGACCUAACUGCAAAAUCAUCUGCUGAAAUGGAUACAGGCGAAGCUGAGUCAAGAAAUUCAAACUUUGCAACUGUGGGAGCAGGUUCAGAGGACUGGGUGAAUGCUAUCGAGUUUGUUCCUGGACAGCCCUACUGUGGCCGUGCUGCCCCUUCCUGCACUGACGCACCCCUGCAGGGCUCAGUGACCAAGGAAGAAUCAGAGAAAGAGCAAACCGCUGUGGAAACAAAGAAGCAGCUUUGCCCCUAUGCUGCAGUGGGAGAGUGCCGAUAUGGGGAGAACUGUGUGUAUCUCCACGGAGAUUCAUGUGAUAUGUGUGGGCUGCAGGUCCUACAUCCAAUGGAUGCUGCCCAGAGAUCACAACAUAUAAAAUCUUGCAUUGAGGCCCAUGAGAAGGACAUGGAGCUCUCAUUUGCUGUGCAGCGCAGCAAGGACAUGGUGUGUGGGAUCUGCAUGGAGGUGGUCUAUGAGAAAGCCAACCCCAGCGAACGCCGCUUCGGGAUCCUCUCCAACUGCAACCACACCUACUGUCUCAAGUGUAUUCGCAAGUGGAGGAGUGCAAAGCAAUUUGAGAGCAAGAUCAUAAAGUCCUGCCCAGAAUGCCGGAUCACAUCUAACUUUGUCAUUCCAAGUGAGUACUGGGUGGAGGAGAAAGAAGAGAAGCAGAAACUCAUUCAGAAAUACAAGGAGGCAAUGAGCAACAAGGCGUGCAGGUAUUUUGAUGAAGGACGUGGGAGCUGCCCAUUUGGAGGGAACUGUUUUUACAAGCAUGCGUACCCUGAUGGCCGUAGAGAGGAGCCACAGAGACAGAAAGUGGGAACAUCAAGCAGAUACCGGGCCCAACGAAGGAACCACUUCUGGGAGCUCAUUGAGGAAAGAGAGAACAGCAGUCCCUUUGACAACGAUGAAGAAGAGAUUGUCACCUUUGAGCUGGGCGAGAUGUUGCUUAUGCUUUUGGCUGCAGGUGGGGACGACGAACUGACAGACUCUGAAGAUGAGUGGGACUUGUUUCAUGAUGAGCUGGAAGAUUUUUAUGACUUGGAUCUAUAGCAACCUUGCGUGGUGCGUGAACUGGGCUGCCGAGCCUCAGACAGUAGCUGUCCCCUGUGCUGGUGUGGCAGUGCCUGUGUUUCUCUCUGAGGCAGGCCUAUCAACUCCAGGUGCUGUCAUAAUAAUUUUUACCCAGGGCCUGUCUUUUCAAUCCCUCACCUUUACCCAAGGAGUGUGUUGUUUUCUCUGUUUAAAAAAGUUACAAAAAUAAAUCUUAAAAGUUAGUUUUUUUGUAACACGAGUUUAACUGUCAGUUAGUGUAGGUUUGUUGCGUCAUCUGUUUUCAACCAGAUUGUGUUUGUGGACUUUUCACACUCACUUUGAGGACCCCGCCCCCCAGGUUCAAAAGUAAAAGCACUGGCCCUGCUUUGGGGUCUAAGAAUAGGAGUGUCGGGUGAAGGGACCUGAGCUGGCAAGUAGCCUUCUGCUACAGACUAGGAGGUGGCUCCUUGGGGUUUCCGGUGAAAUCUGCACAUCUGUGUUUUUACACCUGUUCCCUACCCUGGAAUCCCUACCAUGUACAUUUGUUCUGUGGUUUUGAUCUCUUGUUUAAUUGCACAUAAGUAAUACUACUGGGUAACCAGAACCAGGUGUGAAUGUGUUGAGAUUUCUACUGUGUUUUGCAUGAUAGGAAAAUUGAGAAAGAAUACAUAUAAAAGAUAUAGGGUCACAAAAUCAAUGCAGAGUUGGAAGUUGACUCCCAAGGGCUGGUAGACUUGAUGUGUGUGUGAAUGUGGGAGAGAGAGUAUGUGUGUGUGAGUGUGUGAGAUAAGCUUCUCAUCCCUGCAUAGAUGCAGUAUUCUUAGCCUUAGUAGAAAAACUUGGUCUAGUGGUUUCAGCCUUGUGUGGCAGAUAGAUCUUAAAGGACAAAGCAGUAUAUUGGUAGUUGUUAACAUAGCAGUGCUAGCUCUGUCUGUCUAUAUACAUAGAGAAAUUGGGGUUAGCCAUAGAGGUUAAAACUAUCUGGUUAUCCCAUAUAUUAACACAAACUGGCUCUUGGACACACAGUUGUAUUUAAUGUUCUGUGAUCUAGCCUUUCCAAUCCAGGCACUUUUUGAAAAACCUUUGUCCUCAUUUGAGGAAUCUUAUUGUCGGGUUUUCUUGUUUGUUUUGGUGGGUAUUGCCUCAUUCCACCCCUGAGCUUUGCAGGUUGACAGAUGUGAUUCAAAACUAUGUUCUAAGGUAUUUAUUAUAGUGGAAUAAUUGGUUUGCAAUAAUAAGUCACACUUUUCCACUAAAGGGGAGGGAUGGUAAUCGAUAAGACAAGCUAAAGUUCAGUUAGAAGAAUUCCUUGAUCAGAAAUUUUACCUUUGCAUUUUGUUGCUCUUUUUCCUGAAAAUAACUUGGAGAUGCUCCUGGUUUGUCCAUCCACUGCUUUGAUUCCUUGGAUCCCACCCAUUCUUUCACUUUAAGAAAAAAACAAAUAAUUGUUGCAGAGGUCUCUGUAUUUUGCAGCUGCCCUUUUGUAAGAAGCACUUUUCCCAAAUAAAACAAUU